AUGUCUCAGAGCGAGAGAGACACCACGCCCCUCAACCAAUCCUCGCAAUCCGACAUCGACGAGAUUGAAAACUUGAUCACCGCCAGCGUCCAAUUCGGCCCCUCCACCGUCCUCCCUGCUCGCCCACCAUCCCCUACUCGUGCUUCUAUUCCUGUAUCUACCUCUCCCUUCAUCCCGUCCAACCUCCCUGCGCCUCCACCGAAAUCGAUUGCUGUACCUGCCGCACCUCCAUUUCCUUCUAACCCUAACCGUCAUGAUAAUGCAGGUCCGUCACGGUCGAACUUGAGCGGUUUUGGGCCACCGCCCAACACGUUGACGGAACCUGUUUGGGAUACGGUGAAAAGAGAUCUAUUGAGGAUUGUUAGUAAUUUGAAAAUAGUUGUUUUUCCGAAUCCGUAUCGUGAGGAUCCCGGUAAGGCAAUGAGAGAUUGGGAUCUGUGGGGUCCUUUCUUCUUCAUUGUGUUUCUAGGACUCACGCUGUCUUGGUCUGCCUCCGUAAAGAAGUCUGAAGUUUUUGCCGUUGCCUUCGCACUACUUGCAGCAGGUGCUAUUAUUCUGACACUCAAUGUAUUACUGCUGGGUGGGCAUAUAAUAUUCUUCCAAAGUCUGAGUCUAUUGGGUUACUGUUUGUUUCCUCUGGAUAUGGGAGCAUUGAUCUGCAUGAUGAAAGACAAUGUGAUAAUGAAGAUGAUGGUGGUAUGCUUGACACUUGGUUGGAGUUGUUGGGCUGCAUAUCCAUUCAUGAGUACUGCUGUCAACCCUAGAAGAAAAGCUCUUGCCCUCUACCCUGUUCUACUCAUGUAUGUAUCUGUUGCUUUCCUUAUCAUUGCCAUUGAUUAAAUCCAUUGCCUAUUGCCUAUCUAACCAUAU
Cynara cardunculus var. scolymus (artichoke) is the source of this 870-nucleotide messenger RNA. RefSeq names its product protein YIPF6 homolog. Lineage: Eukaryota; Viridiplantae; Streptophyta; Magnoliopsida; Asterales; Asteraceae. The transcript is spliced from 3 exons. Bases 1 to 840 code for a protein of 279 amino acids. The record is from RefSeq and is a predicted model, not a curated record. Gene Ontology annotation, cellular component: membrane; trans-Golgi network. Gene Ontology annotation, biological process: endoplasmic reticulum to Golgi vesicle-mediated transport.